Drosophila elegans is the source of this 2963-nucleotide messenger RNA. Its product is annotated as elongation of very long chain fatty acids protein. Gene Ontology annotation, biological process: fatty acid elongation, monounsaturated fatty acid; fatty acid elongation, saturated fatty acid; fatty acid elongation, polyunsaturated fatty acid. The transcript has 8 exons. The coding region runs from base 483 to 1556 and encodes 357 amino acids. Lineage: Eukaryota; Metazoa; Arthropoda; Insecta; Diptera; Drosophilidae. Gene Ontology annotation, molecular function: fatty acid elongase activity. Gene Ontology annotation, cellular component: endoplasmic reticulum membrane. The record is from RefSeq and is a predicted model, not a curated record.
CGCCGACGAUACCCCAUACCCUCCGUACCCCAUACUCGAUACUCGAUACCCAUACCCAUACCCAUACCCAGUAGGUACUUGGCGUGAUUCACAGUUAAGCCGCAUAAUCGUUUUACUCGUGCGCGCACUGAUCGAUUCCACUUCGUCGACUCGCCGACGCUCCACUACCACCACUACCAUCAUCACGACCACCACCAUCAGCUCCACACCACCAUCGCCGCCGCCGCCGCUGCCACCGCCGCCGCCUGAUAAGGUUCAGACGCACAUCCGACCAGCCGUCAGUUGGCUUAAAAGCGUGCAAGGCGGAGCAUCGCGUAAACGGAACAUCGGAACAGCCGAUCAGACUCCGUGGCCAAAUACCGAUACCGAUUAGCCAAGAAGGCAAAAAGCCCAUGCUGAUUGACCAAUUCGGCUUGCAUCCGUAGUCUGGACUGAUUCCACUGCUAAGCAUCACAGGAACAACAAACAUAGGCGACAACAAAAUGGCAAUCAUACUGCAAGAAGUCCAGGAAUGGUACCGGGACCUCAUGGACAACAAGAGUGAUCCCCGCGUCAAUGACUUCUUUCUGCUAUCCUCGCCACUGCCGACACUCUGCAUGUGCUUAUUCUAUGCCUACUUCAGUAAAUCUCUGGGACCAAGGCUGAUGGCCAAACGGAAGCCCAUGGAGCUGCGUUCGGUGUUAGUCGUUUACAAUGCGAUACAGACCAUCUUUAGUGCGUGGAUCUUCUACGAGUACUUAAUGAGCGGAUGGUGGGGCCACUACAGCUUCAAGUGCCAGCCCGUCGACUACAGCACCAGUGGCCUGGCCAUGCGGAUGGUCAACAUUUGCUGGUGGUACUACAUAUCAAAGUUCACCGAGUUCUUCGACACGCUCUUCUUCAUUCUGCGAAAGAAGAACGAGCACGUCUCCACACUUCACGUCAUUCAUCACGGCUGCAUGCCCUUUUCGGUCUGGAUGGGUCUUAAGUUUGCACCAGGCGGUCACAGCACGUUCUUUGCCCUCCUCAACUCGUUCGUGCACAUUGUAAUGUACUUCUACUACAUGAUCGCCGCCAUGGGUCCGAAGUACCAGAAGUAUAUCUGGUGGAAGAAGUACCUGACCACCUUCCAAAUGGUUCAAUUCGUGGCCAUCUUCACGCACCAGUUCCAGCUGCUGUUCCGCGACUGUGAUUACCCCAAGGGCUUCAUGGUCUGGAUUGGGCUGCACGGCGUCAUGUUCCUGUUCCUGUUCUCCGACUUCUACAAAGCCAAAUAUCUCAAUGCCGCCCGACGUCGCCGGCAGGCCGUCAAGGCCAAGGCCAAUGGCAAUGGCAAUGGCAAUGGCCAUGCCAACGGCGCGCUCUCCAACGGACUCUCCAAGCACUUUGGCGAGGGUGAUGCCCUGGUCACCAACGGCAGCAAUACGGGCGCCUGCAUGCCUGUAAUGGAGGACGAGUACGUCAAGAGCAACGGGCAUGUCAACGGGGCCUACAAGGAUGGCUUUUUAUCGAACAACGAUGCCAUCUUCAAUUCGGACAGCAGUAGUUCUAGUCUGCACCAGCGCAAAGUCAAAUAACUACUGAUUAGGUGUACUACGAUGAUAUUCAUUAUGAUUAUGUUAAGUGUUUAGCGUGUAACUGAACCAGAUUGAAGAACAAGACACAAACAAGAAACUCGGCAGAAGUGGCAGAUGCAGUAUGACAAUUGGCACCACCAUAGCAAGGCAAAAUCAGCAGCACUCCGUUAAUCAACUGUUUCACAUCAUUUAUAUAUAUUUUAAAUACGGAUAAUACAUAAAUUCAGUUAUGUCGAAAGUCAUUCGGUUAAGCCGAAUCUUACCGAACAAAGGCCACCUAUGCCCACCCACCCAACCACUCGAACCGUCGUCAACUUUAAAAACUAAGUAGGAAACGCAGCGGCAGCACAAAACUAAGAUUUAAUCAAAGCCCUUUUAUGGGCAUUUUCUAUGGCACCGGUUUACAAGUCCAAGUCCCUUUUGAAAUAACAAACAACAAACAACAAAACAGAUACAAUCACUCGGGCACAGAUACAUUUACAGAUACAGAUACAAAGGAAGUUAUUUUUUGAAUGAUAUUUGUAUAGCCAUUGGAGCGGAGCGCGUUCUUAAACAAGCGUCAGAUACCAUUUACCAUUUUUAGUGUAGCUUACUGCAUACAAACACCUGCAAGAACAUACAUACAUACAUACAUACAUACUCACUCUAGUUGUAGACUUUUUUAUGGCAAUUUUUGAUAUCAAAUUGAGACGUUAUGAUAAACGAUAGCUGAACACGCUCUCUUAAGUCUGCUUUAAACUUAAAGAACUCGUUAUACUAUUUGUAGCUUGUUUUUGUACAUUGAGUGGAACAAAGGCAUGUUUGUUGCAAUACUUUGUAAAGGUCUAAUAGUAAAACUAAUUUAUAUAUUGUAGCUAGCUAGCCAAUUGCAAAAUGUAACACGACCCAGACCUCCCUCGCCCCACAGGGCACUAAAGCAACAACUGGACGGACGACAGGACGGAUCGACCUCAUAUAUAGUCAGGCAACACAGAUCAGAUCGACAAAGAACACAUGGAGAUAAAGCUUUUAUACUGUAAGUGCAAGACGGCUUAAGGAGCAGACAAUCAGUUUAGGCGUUGAUUGCCAACCUAGCAGAUGAAUUGGAUUGGUGUGUGAGUCCGAGCAAAAGUUGUCAACUAUCAACUUAUCAACUAUCGAACAUAUUUCAUUGAACCUCGUUUUGGUGUGUGGCUCAUACGUUACUUUAUUACUACUUAUACAAUACCCCUGUUCCCACAUUUGGUUUGAAGUUGUUAAACGGUUUUAUUUCAGAGAAGUAAGAAGUAUUUGCGACGAAUUGUUUGUAAGUGUAAUUCUGUCUGUUAACCUGUGCGUAUUGGUUUCAUUGUUAAGUUAUGUGGUUUAAGCUGACAAGUUCAAAAACUAUGGAAAACCUGAAUAAAGCUUAUUAAUUUAUAUUUAAAA